AAAUUUUAAAUUAAUGCCACGUGUAAAAUUUUUAUUGGCUGAAGGAGUUUGAGCCAUGUCAGAUUCGGAUUCUGGGCCCCAUGACAGAUCAGCACGUGUUGGCAAGAUAGGAGAGGUAAAGAUAAUGUUUUAUGGAGUAAUUAUCUUCUUGAAACAGAAAGAGAUAAUGACAGUUGGAAAAUAGGGGAAGAUCACAGUUAAAAAGGGGAUUUUAUCUGAUAAAGUACAGGUGGUGAAAUUUGUAAGGAGAUAAGACUAUGUCAAAGGUGAGGUGUCCCACUACUCCAAAAAACCACCCAUUAUUGAGUAACUGCAGAAGGUGGAAGUUACAACCGGCACAUGGGGAACAAAAGGGAAAUUUUGGAAGGAAGAACGCAUGGCCAGCCCUACUCAAACAUCAGCAAAUUUUCAUACUUUGAUUUUCUCUGCACAUGCUUUCAGAUUUCAGAUUUCAGCACAGAUUCCAUUAGAAUUAAGUUGUUUUUUCAUCAUUCCAGUAGACAAAUUAAUUCCUAUAUUCAGU
Rubroshorea leprosula is the source of this 523-nucleotide messenger RNA. The record is from the annotation of a GenBank genome assembly. Lineage: Eukaryota; Viridiplantae; Streptophyta; Magnoliopsida; Malvales; Dipterocarpaceae.